AUGGCGCCCCCCCGCCGCGGCCGCGCAGGGGCGCUCGCGCUGUGCGGCGGGCUGGCCGCCUGGGGCGGCUCGCGGGCUUUCCUGUUCGGAGGCAGCGACCCGGAGCCGGGGUCUCCCGAGUCCAUUGAGCGCGUCAAGGGGUUGUUGCUCAAGGCGGACGCGGUGUUUUUCGACGUGGACAGCACCGUGGUGAAGACGGAGGGCAUCGACCUCAUGGGCAAGUGCUUCGGGGUCAUGAAGGAGAUCGCCGAGCUGACCCACAAGGCCAUGAACGGGAACGUGAAGUUCCAGGACGCCAUGGCCGACAGGCUGGAGCUCAUGGCGGAGCAUGGCAUGACCAGGGACUCGCUGGAGGAGUGCGUCGUCAGGGAGGGCGUGCCCCAGUGGUCGCCUGGGGUGCAGGAGGUCGUGAAGAUGUUCCACAAGCAAGGCACCGAGGUCUACCUCGUCUCGGGCGGCUUCAAGAACAUGCUCUACCCCCUGGCGCUGGAGCUGCACAUCCCCCAGAACAAGGUCUACGCCAACGAGGUGCUCUUCGACGAGGACGGCCAGUACGCGGGCUUCGACCGGGGGAAUCCCACGGCCGCUUCUGGCGGCAAGCCCAAGGUUCUCAACAUGAUGAAGCGCAAGCACGGCUACAAGACCAUGAUCAUGUUCGGCGACGGGGCCACCGACAUGGACGCGCGCACGCAGGGGCCAGCGGCGGCCUUCGUCGGCUACGGCGGGGUCACCGUGCGGCCGAACAUCAAGGCGGGUGCAGACUGGUUCAUCACCAGUUUUCAGGAGAUCUUGGACGUGCUCCCCAAGGGCCACGCGCUCUGA
Messenger RNA from Prorocentrum cordatum, 822 nucleotides. The record is from the annotation of a GenBank genome assembly. Lineage: Eukaryota; Dinophyceae; Prorocentrales; Prorocentraceae.